This is a messenger RNA of Daldinia caldariorum, 1707 nucleotides long. Its product is annotated as nucleophile aminohydrolase. Gene Ontology annotation, biological process: ubiquitin-dependent protein catabolic process. Lineage: Eukaryota; Fungi; Ascomycota; Sordariomycetes; Xylariales; Hypoxylaceae. Gene Ontology annotation, cellular component: proteasome core complex, alpha-subunit complex; nucleus; proteasome core complex. The record is from RefSeq and is a predicted model, not a curated record. The transcript has 3 exons. Bases 255 to 1175 code for a protein of 306 amino acids.
CUGAGCUCAAAGGUACAUGCAAAGCUACGGCUGGCAACGCGCAGCUCGAGUUGCCUAACGAGUGCUAACAAAUGGAAAGCUUCCCUCUUUAAACAUCACCAAAUUACAACCGAAUACCAACAAAUUACCAACAAAUUACCACCAAGUUAAAUCAGCAAAACCCGCCCAGCUUCACUUGGACCACAUUUCUUGUCUAAUCUCAUAAAACAAUUAUAUCUCCGGUUGUCGGUUGUCUAGCGCGCACAUAAAUCAACAUGACGUCGAUAGGAACGGGCUACGAUCUCGCCAACUCCAUCUUCUCCCCCGAUGGACGAAACUUUCAGGUGGAAUAUGCGGGAAAGGCGGUGGAGAACGGCGGCACGUCGGUCGGCAUCCGAUGCAAGGACGGCGUGGUCCUAGCGGUCGAGAAGGUCGUCACAUCCAAGUUACUGAAGCCCGGCGCAAACAAGAGAAUUGCGACGGUUGACAGACACAUCGGAGUUGCCUUCUCAGGUAUGAUCCCUGACGGCCAGCACUUCGUCAACCGAGCCCGAGACGAGGCCCGCGGCUGGCGCGAAACCUUCAAGACGCCCAUCUCCACAUCAGAUCUAGCGAGCCGCAUGGGUGGGUACCUACAAGCCUACACCCUCUACCAGUCCGUCCGUCCGUUCGGCAUCACCGCCAUCGUAGGCGGCUUCGACUCGGAGCUCGAGGCGCGUGUCGACGGAGAGGUGGGCUCGGGCCCCUCCGUCGGCGCCGGCGGCAAGGUGGAAGGCAAGAAGUACGGCGGCCCGGGCCUGUACAUGAUCGAGCCGAGCGGCAUGUACUGGGGCUACUACGGCGCGGCGACGGGCAAGGGCCGGCAGGCGGCGAAGGCGGAGCUCGAGAAGCUGAACCUCGCCGAGGGCACGCUGGACCUGAAGCAGGCGGUCAAGGAGGCCGCGCGCAUCAUCUACGUCGCGCAGCAGGACAACAAGGACAAGGAGUUCGAGCUCGAGAUGAGCUGGAUCAGCGGCGUCGACGGACCCACCAAGGGCCUCCACCAGGAAGUCCCCAAGGACCUCCUCGAGGAGGCCGAGCGCUUAGCGAAGAAGGCCCUCUCGGAAGAGGACGAGGACGAGGAGGAAGAAGAAGAGAAGAAGAAGGAGGAGGAGGAGAAGGAGGAGGAAGGGGGUGACGAUAAGAUGGAAGAAUAAAACAAAAUAAAAAUAUCUAACUUAGGCCCAUGUCCAUCUAUCUAUCUAUCUAUCCCUCGGUCAGGCAGAAGGAGGGAAGAGAUGGAGAAGGAGAAGGAGACGCGAACUUGUACUUGUACAACUUUGCGUACGUGGCGAAGCGCUCGGGAUAAGGGCGAGGGGCUCAUAGACUAAUUUCUUAUACCUAAGAGCCCACGAUAUCUGAUCGACAACUCGCAUGGACUUCAUUUGUGGUUUUCCCUGCCUGUUUAUGAUGAUGAUGAUACAUUUAUUUACGCCACAAGAGAUCUCAACUGCUUUCGUACGUUCAGGUGUGUAAUUUUCUUUACGUUAAGUUAAGCUGAGCCUCCGUAUCCUUUCUGGUGGAAAUGGGAGUUGGCAUGAUGAACUUCGUUUUCAAUGCUACCUACGGUACUUAACCUAACCUAGAGAAUGCCACACAGUCCAUGUGGUAUUUACGACUUGUCGAAUAAACAAGGCAAGGCCCUCGGUACACAUGUCCAUAACAUCUAUCUAAUCCUUCAAGAAUUAA